AUGGCUGACGAAGAAGCUGUGCUCAAGAAAAAGGUAAAGAUAAGUCUUUUAAUUUAAGCUUAUGUGUAAACUGUGCGAGACGUUUUGGUCGCUCGCUCCCCUUGUAAACAAGAAAAUGGACACAUGUUGCUCGAACUACAAGAGACUGUUUCCUGUUGCUUUGAAAGCUGUGCUUGUUUACUUUCUUUUAAACUUUAGCCUUUUGAAGAUAAUAAUGUGCUAUGCUGGAGAACUACAUGGGCUGUCAAUCUUGAAAGGUUUUGUCGUUUAAUUUUCCAACAGCUCGGUUGAACUUUUUGUUCAUCCUGUCACCUUGACUUGUCAAGAUCGUGGCAUCACGUACGUAAACACCCUCGCAAGCAUACAUGCAUAUAUUUUUUUGUUAUUUCAAUCAAGAAAAAUUUUACACAAUUUAAAAUGGCAAAAAAUUAAUGAUAAUAAGAAUGGAUGCUUGCAAUUGAGUGAAGGUACAUUUGCUCACUACUGCUUUGUCUAACGAAAUCAGCUUAAUUUUGUCCCACUCUUCUCCGGUCAUGUAUUUUUUCCUGGAUCUUUGAUCUUGUUUUGUAAUUAGCUUAAGGCUUAUGUUUUGUGUGAGAUGAUUUUCCUUUUGUUAAAAAUGCCUUGUUAGUAAAGGUUCUGUUACAAUUAUCUAUUUAAUUUUUUAAAAACUGUCGAGGAAUUCAUGGCGCGUGAAAGUUUCGCAGAGACCUUUAAUUGGAAAAUCAACUUCGUCUGGGCAACCAGUAAUGAGUUGAAAAUAUUUGAUGUCGGUCAUAAACGACGAGGCUAUUCAAUAUAUAUUACCGUAAAUGAUAAAUUUAAUUUAAAACAAAACGGUCUUCGCUACCAUUAAGCUUGAAAUUAUAUUUUUACUAUCAUUACAAUGUUAUCUCAUACCCGCUGUUUUGUAUAAGUUUACAAUUUCUUCCUUUUUCACAAGGCAUUUUAAAUCACAUUCUCACAGAAAAUGUAUUAUUAAGGAGCAUUGUAUCGUUUUCCUUGAUCCAAAAUCAACAAUUUUCUGCUAAAAGGAUGCUCUUGUAAAUAUUUACAACUUGGAAUGUUAAGCUGGAAUGUGAUAUAGCUUUUGCAUGUUGUCGGAAAGAUCAAGACUGUAUUGCAGUUUAGAGAAAAUUUUUACUGACAUUCAUUUGAACUGCAAAUUUGUUGUACAUUGAACUUUCUUCCUUUCGCAAAUGCACCAGCAAGUGCAGUUUCCGAUCAACAGCUUCCAAAAUCUGCCACAGCUAAUAAUCUUUUUGAAAAGUGAGACCAUCAUUAAUUUGCUUAUUAGGUAGUGUUUCGCUUCAGUUGUUUCAAAUUUAAUUACAGGGAUAAAGUGGUACUACAUUAUGUUAUAAGAAAGUUACUGAGGGGAAACAUGUUUUCAUUGUCUUUGUUUCAAGUGAAAUAAAAUUGAAUGGAGAUUCCCAGGAUGGCUAAUUUCGUUAUGACAUGGGUGGCGGAAGGAAAAAAAUGGUGCCUUUGGCUAAUUGGAUAAAUCACCUUCCAGAUUUAAUCUUCUUCCACAAAAUAAAACAUUGAAUGACCCAAGCAACCAAGGUUUGUCUUUUGGGUUAAAUCAGUUAAAUUGUUUGUACCAGCUGUUUUUAAGUAUCAAAUAGGAACAUUUUACUUACUGUUUGCGACAUGUCCACCGGGAUGUACAUGUUCCAUAACUCAGUAUUUUUUAUACUUUUCUGAUCCAAACUAUUUACCCAUUUUUCUGAAGUUAGUUAACUCUCUAAGAAGAACAACAUGAUACCUUAUGUAAAUUUUGAGAACAUUUUCUCCUAAGAAUUUUCUGAGUAUGAGCCAGCUGAAAUUGCAUUAUUACAUUUUUUGAAAACAAUAAUUGUUACUGAUAAUUUUUGCUUAAUUAUUAAGCAAAAAUUAUUAUUCAUUAUUAUACAUUUUUUGAGAACAGCAAAACAAAAUUAUUAUUCAUCACUAAGAAUUACAAAAAUAAUAUACAUAGGGCAUUAAACCCUGUUGUAAACAUCUAUCUGGCCAUUGUCCUUUCAUCUUAUACUGCAUUUUUGUUACAUCAAUACAGAACAAGUUAAGACACUAGAACUGUUGUAACUUUCCUUAUGUGAACAAAUCAAUUUUGUUAUUGCAGAGAAAAGCUGAACUCGAUUCUUUUCUUUAGCAUUCUUGUUGCAUUAAGUGUUGUAAUACAUGUUAAAGGGGACAGACAAGUGUUGUUGCUGGAAAUAUCUAUAAGUUGUAACUGUUACUGACAUUAGAUUGGGUCCUGCCAUGUUUGAAGUGUUGGUACAAUAAACUUCUGACAAGUUACAUGGCUUGAAAAAGCAAUGCAAGACAAUUGAAAUGGCAAACAACACAAAGCUGGGUUGAAUGAAAUCCAGUGUCAAUGAUAACAUAGUAGCGUAACUUUCUCUUUAAGGCACAUUUAACUCACAGGUGUUAAAAUUCAGACUAGGUACACAUCAACCCCUCCCCCCACUCCAACUUCAUUCUUUGUCCUACAAUCAGGUACUCUACAUAUGAAUAGCAAGGUUUAAUUUCCUUUGUUACAACAUGCCUUUAUUUUUGCUAGUUGGAAGAUACCACAGACUUCGAUGAAAGGCGAGCAAUCAGGCAACAGCUGAGGGACUUAAGAAAGAAGAAGCUUGAAGCAUUAGAAUCUAGCACAACUGCAAAUGACAGAACGAGAAGAAGGGAAAGGGUGAAAAAAGAAGAACAAACGACCGUCAUAACGGAGACAAAAUCCACCCAGGAUUCAUCACAGCCAGGAAUCCAAACCAAGAUAGAAGUGAAUUAUUCACGUACAACUGUUAUUAGUGAUGGACCCUCUGAAAAUGGUGUUGAAAGUGAACCUAAUGAGAGUGAAAAAACUGUUGAGGAAGAGUCUGUUUCUGUUGAAAAUGAAAAUUCUGUGGAGAAGCCAGAGCCGAUGGAAAAUGGGACUCACUUUAAUGUGCAAGUAAAUGGUGAGAAGAGUCCCAAGGAAGAGGAGGAGUCUGAACAAGUAGAUUCUAGCCCUCAAGAGCCGUCAACACAAACUGAAACUGUUGAAACUUCUGAAUCAGCUGAUGCUGAACCUGAAACCAAGGAAACUCCUGAAGAGGCUGAGAAAGAUCCCCCAGAGGAAGAAAUGGAAGAAGUUGAAUUAACCCCAGAAGUUGUAGCGAAAAUGGAAGAUGUUGAUAUGCUGGAAAAACUGGUAAGAUUGUAACUGCUAAUUCCUGUACAGCUUAUUGUUGCUUGUGUUGCUGUACUAGGAAGUACUUCUUAAGAGAGGCACAAAGCCAAAUACUGUACAGUUGAAUGCAGUUAAUAGUGUGACCAACAUCGGGCCAUAAAAUCGCGGUCGAAAUAAUGAAGUGGUUGUAUCAGUGAGUCUUGAAUCUGAUAAGGUGACCAAGUGUUUUUUAGUUUGGGUUAACUAACUUUUUGGUCAUAUAAAUAAGGGUUGUCAUAAUGCGUGUUCUACUUCAAGUACGUUUUGCAUUGCCUGUACUCUCCUAGACUGUAGAAGUGAUAGCAGAUGUUCAGUACUCAAAUGGAACUAAAUGAGUGUAUUUAACCCUUUAAGCCCCAAUGUCCACAAGCAAAUUCUGCAAACUGAUCUCUAUACAUUUCUUUAAAGAUUAAGUUGAGAGAGUUUAAUAAAAGAUCAAGGCAUUUUCUCUUAGGUGAUCAUUUAAUGAAUUCUCAUAACCUAAUCUCUUGACAUUGUAUGGAUAUUGUUAGGAGAAAAUUGAUGUUGGUCACUAUUGGGACUUAAAGGGUUGAAUGAUACAGUUAGUGUGCAAAAAGAACUAUGACAGUGAGUAAUGUGGGGAUCAUGGUUUGGUUGUGCAGUUGUAACAGCCAUAGGGGUGUUAUUCAAUCUAGGGGCUGGCAGCCAAAAGCUGGAAGCCUCUGCAUAGUCCAGGCACCCACUCUGUAUCCAGCGGUAGAGUUGUUAAAUGUAUGUGGUUGAUAAAAGGGAUGUAGCAGGCAUUUGCUGUGUUGCUGUGUUGUUUGGUCUUAAUGUAUGCGUUAUAGGUCGAAAUUAAAUUCAAGUUACAGCAGCUUUUUUGUAACUUAGGUUGAUUCUCAAGUUCGUUUUGUAUCCUAGGGAUAGGAGACAAAGGAAACUGAGAAUCUACCAAGGUUAAAAAAAAUUUUAGCUUGAAUGUAAUUUUGACUUGUAAAGAGGGUUUUUAGGCACCUUGAAAACCCUUGAAUUUUAGAGUCCUUUUUAAAGGGCUCAAAAGUCCUUGAGAUUCCUCUUCAUUCAUUUUGGUCCUUGAAAGUCCUCAUUCCAAAUUUUAAGUGCGGAAAAAAAUAGUACUUUAUUUGAGUGUCAAUGUAUUUAGCGCAAAAGUGCUAAUUGGGGACACUAUAUGAACAUCUCCUACUGGAGACGGGACCACCAUUUUACGUGGUCAUCUGAGCCACGUCAAGGUCUAGCCAUUUGCAGGGCAAAAGUAGUACCUUUCAUUUCUCAGUUAUUUUAAGACCCUUAGUAUUGGUCCGACCCUGGGAAUUGAACCCAUGACCUCCCGCUCUGCAGUCAAGUGCUCUACCAACUGAACUGAUCCUGCCGCGGUUAAAACAUUUUCAAACCUCAAAAAAACUUUGGCAAAUUUAUACAUAUGUACCAUUUUUGGAGCCAACAGAAUAAGACCAGCAUUGAGAAAGUGGAAGUCAGGUAUGGGCUCACAAACAAAUUUUCAUCUAAAUGUGGUUAUUACCCGGACAUAUUAAUCUGUAGUUUUAUUACUUGGAACGUAUGUUAAAAGACAUAAAUUAGGUCUGUGACAUUUAAAAAUGUGGUCCUUUGAAGUCCUUGAAAAGUCCUUUAAUUUUAUAUGGAAAUAAGUGUACAAACCCUGUGUAACGUACUUGUACAUGUAUGCACUGUUAGAAAGACAAAAUAAUUAUUGGCACAGGCUCCUUUAUGAAUAAAUUGAGGCAAUAAUGGAUUGCAUUCUUUUCCUAAACAUUACUCUUCCUCUUGUACACAACAGCAAAUUUUUAUGUUUGCUUGUUUUCUUGUGAGUUUUUCCAUGUCUUCAGUUACAAAGCAAAUAAUUUGGUUAUUUUUUGGGGAUGGAUGCUUGAUAGAAAAUAAAGUUCGUUCCAAAAAUAUUUACCUAAUGAUGUUUUUUGUUUGAUUCUAAAAGCUAAAAGAAGUUCCUCUCAAUGAAUAUGAGUUACGGAAGGCAAUAAGACUUCAGAUAAGACAAAUGAGAGUCAAGAAAGGUUGGUACGAUUUAUUGAUUAUUAUACUUUAAGGCUUUGUAUUCAAAGAAACCCCUAGUGACAGUGACUUCCCCACGUGUUCCACUGCUAAGGUAUGUCUCCUCUCAAUGUUUGCCUUUUAGAAGGGGGAGAAUUUGACUGACAGAUUUAGAUUUGCUUAAUAGAAGGGCCCACAAAGCAAAACUGUCAAAGUGAAUAAUACGUCUGAGCUAAUGCAGAUGCAAGUCAGCGCUGAGGUCUACAUGCCUCCAUGCUGACAUGUGUCUGUGACGUAUGCGAGUGGCUCACUUAGUUCUGGCCUGCACUAUACCUUCUUUCUUGGAGGUCUCAAGUUGCAUAAAUAAUUUUCUCUAUACAUGUUGCUGAUCAGUGAUGUAUAUUACAUAUAAAUGUGUUUAAACUGCAGCAACCCAAAAAAAGUCUCGAACAACACCCAAGUUCAAUGCUGAGGCCUCUGCACCUAAGGGAAUGAGGUUAGUAUGGGUGUUGAGUACAAUGGUUUAUUGUUACUAAUGCAUUUCUUGUCUUGAAAACUUUUAUGUUCACAGAGAAAAGCAAAGAAAGCAAAAAUGUAUCAGAUCUCGGAAAUGUGAAACAAACUAAACAUGAUAAUGAACCGGGAGAAGACCAGUUUCGUGGCAUCAUGCCCUCUGGAGAUGAACCAUCUGAAAAAAUUGAAGCACAAGAUAAGACUUUGACAGGUACUGACAAUCAAAAUACUGACACAGUGGAAAGUGACUGUGAUGUAGAUGAUUCUUCAUCCACAAAAUCCAGCAUAACAUCAGAAAGCCCUUCUGAAUCAGAUAACCCUGGCAAGCCACCUCCUAGGCCACCACGGCCAGUAAAGACAUCAAGUGCCAGCUCAGCAUCAGAGCUCACUGGAGACUUUAAAAGUAGAAUUCUCGGGAACCCUUCAGGACCUGCAUUGAGGGAUCUCUCUAAGAAAGGAAAACCGUCUGGCCCAGUGCAGGUAGAUUUCCGAAGUCAGCUGAAGAAGACUGGUUUGAGAGCUGAUAAGGACUUGACUGCACAAGGGAAAAAGCAGCAGCAAUUCCUAGGAGGAGACGUACGUGGAAAACUUAAGGCAACAGGUGCUGAUCCAUCAAGAAAUCUUUCAGCAGCAAGAGUUGUUGGUAAGAAACAAGAAGGCCCUGUAAGGGUUGACUUUAGAGGAAAUUUAAAACAAAGCGAAACCGUUGAUGGAAAAAAGGUACCACCUCCACGGCCCCCUCCAACAUACUUAACAAAAAAAGCUGAAGCCGCAAAGAGCCAAGCAACCAAAGACUCUACUUCUAAAGAAGAAGGCACGCCUACUGGAAGUUCUGAAAGAAGAAUUUCCAGUUCAGACUUGUUUAACAUGCUACACAAACCAGUAGAGAGUUCGAAAGAAGGCUACCUCGUGCAACGGGGUCUUAAAAAGGCAGAGGGGUCAAAAACUGUAUCACAAAAGUUUGUCGCACCGACAGUAGAUGCUUCUAAGGAGGAUGACAAAUUUAAGGCAAGAAUGGCGCAAAGAAAAGAAAGAUCGGAGAAGCAUUUUCCUCCUGGGAAGGGCUCCAAAACUGACAGGAAGAUGUCCGCAGGCGUGGAAACUAAAGAUUUUCAAUCCAUUCUAAAAAGAGCUGGUGUACAACAGCCAAAAACUGUUGAUGAAAGCGCAGGUGCUGACUCAGAGAGACGGCCAAGUAAAGGGUAAGUUUUGCUAUUGCUUGCAAUUUUCUUUUUCAAUUUAUAUGUGUUGCGAUUCUUUCUGCAUGAUGCUUAUGACUUCAACUUCAAUUUCUCUCCUAUUGAUUUCCUCUUUUCUUCCUUUAUCUAAUCUCUAGAGACCCUGUCUUCAAGUUUGUCUGGCAUCAAGACUUCUCUAUGCUUUUAUGUAUUAAUCUGUAGAAAUUCUGUAAAUUUUCAAAACUGUAAAAAUUGCUGUAUCAGAACAUAAAUUUAGGGUCUUUUCUGUGUAGGUUACAAUGUCCUUAAAGAAACCAAAAUUAAUUAUAUGUAUUGAGCUGGAUCUAAGUAAAUUCCUCUGAGAAAUGGAUGAUUCAGAAACUUCCACACUUCAAAGUGCAGUGAUAGAGACCAGAAAGCAAAGUCUGAGUUUUUUCAAUCUUGUCAGUCAACCUGGUUCCCAGGUUCUCUCCUACCCUCUCUCUCACUCCAUAGGAACAGGUAGGAGAGGACCCUGGAGACAAGGUCAUCUUGUCAGUUUGUAUGAAGGACUUUUUCGAGAGUAGAGAUUUGUCAAUUUUGGAAGACUAACAACAUCUGUUGCAAAAACAUUAACUCAGUUAUAUUUCUUUUGCCUCUUAUGGAGCAACCCUUUCAUAUUGAGAUGUAAAUUCUCAUUUUGUCCCAAUGCUUUGUCUCUGAUGAUGAAGUCUGCACUUCUCAUAAUCUCUUUAAUUGAGAAAUUUAGACAUUACCAGGAGAAAUGACGUAUACUGGGAUUUCAAAGGUUGCAGUCUUUUUUCGCCUUUUGUGAUUUAGGAUAAUUACUGGUGAAGCAAAUUUGAUCUUUCUAACACAAAUCAUUUGCAUAGUUUUCUAUGUAAUGUUGCUUUGUGCUGACACAUUUAGGCUAUCAAUCACCAUAAAAUUGAGUUUUCAAUUAUGUAGCCAUUGAUCAGUGACUGUGAGAGAAAUAUUUCUGAGGCUCAAAUUAAAACAUCUGGCAAACUUUUUUUAGACACUUAAUGAGUGGAGAAGACAAACAUUUACCUAAUGAUUCAAAGCUUUAAGUCAAUCAUAGGUUAAAAGCACUAAUUGUGGUGUAAUAAUGAAUUUAUUGUGAAGGGAAAUGAACAACAGCUGAAUAAAUAGAACUAAAAACCAAAACAGGUGUCUUGAGUGUUUAUUCAUACAUUGUACAUGCAUGCAGAUUUCAUUAAGAUAACAGAAAAUGAUACAAAAAGAAACUAUUCCAGAAAUGUAACAAAAUUAAACAGAAACUAUUCCAAACAUGUAAUGAAAAAUGAAGUAAAAACAAAUGAAAACUAUUCCAAAAAUGCUUCAUUAGUGAUCAAUCAAAACUGAAAUAAGUGAUUUAGUGACUAAUUGAGUCCAAGUCCAAACCUUCAAUUUAAAUGAUAACCUUUUGUUAAGAAAGGAAAAACUUGUGUUGAAACACACAGCACACUAUAAGACAAUGUGUAAUAAUAAGGCUGCAAACUACAGCUUCAUCUACUUUCUUGGGAAAAAAAUGUUAAACUUUCCAUAAAAUGUUUUGUGUCCUGUGAAGAACAGUUUGAAGGGAAGCUUUGUUAUGAUUCAUGACCUUUUGAUUGUCAUUGAAAGUUUUAAUGAGCAUCAGAGAUAAAAUCUUCUAUUUCAAACUGAUGUCUUUAAUAAUUUGUUUUAGUUUACUGUCUUGUCUGUUUUAUUUCUCUAUCUACAAUGGUCAUUCUUUCCUCCAACCUUUCAUAUCUUUGCUUUGCUAACAGCCUAACCCAAGCAUUUAUAGUAUUUGUCAUGUUUUAUGUGAGUGUUUUAAUCAAAACAUGCUUAACAGGCAUUCUCAACUAUGUUGUCCAUUUUUGGAUGUUUUUGUAUCUAUUGUGUUUGAAUCUAUUUUGUAUCAAAGUCAAUUUUAACCCCAUACAUGUAACUCUUUGAAUUACUCUUAAGUAUUAAAUAUCUUAACAACCGUUAGAAAUUUCAGUUUAUUACACUAGGUUAUACCCCUCCCCACAAAAAAAAAAGAAAAUGAAUUUAAAAAUGCAAGUCAUCACUCACCUUUCUUAUUCAAGCAAAUGAGCCUUAUACAGCUGUAUUGAAGCAAGUAAAAUUCUUCUAGUAUUGAGAGAAAAUUAAUUAGCUCAAUAUCCUACUGGGGUAGUUACACAGGUUAUGCAGUUUCCUUGAACUUAAUCUUUUCUAAAAAAAUCCUUUGUGUAUAAAAAGAGCAUACUCUUUUUGAAUUUUUGAAAAACUGAUGUGAUGCAUGGAUUAUUUUGACCUUAUGAUACAAUAUUUUUUUAAUAAUAAUUUUUGGCAUUGACCAAUCCUUUUAGUUUUUGAAAAUGUUUGAUUGUUGAUAAUUGAUAUUUAUAUGCAGUCAGAACUGUUUUGUUUUGUCUAUGGCUCAUCCAGCUUCUCUUUUGUAACAGGAGUGAAAGAUUUUCUGUGGACAUUCAAGACAAAAAUGAACUUCACAAGUUACGAGCCGAUCUUCUUCGCGAAAAGGAACAGAAAGACAAGGGUGCUGUUACCAGGUCAACAGAGAAAAGCACUGAAGUUGAAGAAAUAGAUAGUGGAAAAGUGACCAAAGGAGUCACAAAAACCACUGAGGUUCACAAGCAAGAUGGGGUCACAACAACAGUGACUAAGACAACUAAAACAACAGAGAUCCAAGGAAGAGGUUAGUGGAUAUGCCUACUUCAGGGGCACCCAAUGAUAGUUUCCUCCUAAAUGCACUGAAAACACUUUUAAGCUAUCCAGAGUAUUUUCAGAUCUCUAGAAAUGCAUUCCAAGCGGUACUAUAAAAUUUGUAUCUGUUCAGUCAUCCUAGAGCAACUUGAGUCUUUUCGAAAUUACAAGGGCCUCAGUAUUAUUUUCCUGAAAAUUUUAAGUGCAAUUUUAAGUUUUACAAAAGUGAGAAUUUUUCUGAUCCCUCUCUCCAUCACAUUUUCGAAUCCAAAAAUUUUAGGUUUCUUUUUUCUUUGAAAAAUAGGUUUAACUUGGGAACUGAAAUGCAAAAAACUCAAGAAAAUCGUAGGGAAUUUGUUAGAUAUGCUAUGAAAAUUAUACAUGUGACACAGAACCGUCAUCUAGAAAUUUUUAGCCUUUCUCAAGCUAUAGAAAAUUCUACACAAUUUUUGCUUCUCCAAACAGAUAUUUAACAGAAAACAGUUGUUUGGUGUCCCUGUUGCUUCUUUCCUUUGGGACCCAGCAGUUACAUGUAAAUCUUGGGUUAAUUGCAAAAUGUUAGCACCAGGCAUUGAUUUUAAACUCCGGCAAAAUUGAUUUUUGGAUAGUGCACAGCCUUGAUACUAAAGUACAUGUUAAAGAUCAAAAUCAAAGUCAGGUGAAGACUAUCAUUUGACCUACGUUGAUUCUCAAUAUUUCUUUUAUUGUUCCCUAGCCCUAAAUCGCAAAUGAUUAGGGCUAGGAGUAGAGAAACUUAAGAAUCAACCUACUUCAGGUUAAAAAUUUCAACCUGAAAUUAAUUUUGACCCAUAACAUACACAUGUGCAUACAAUGAAAAAUAAUGUAAGGAUCCUUGGAGGUUUUGCCAGAAAAGGAAGAGAGGAGAGGGGAGAGAAAGUAACAGGAAAAUGUUGAGGGAGGGGGAGGGCGGUAGUUAAACUCUUUUAUCCAAAAAAGUAACACAAAAUUAUGCCUUAAUUUACCAAUUUAGCAUCCGGAAUUAAAGCCAGCGUAGUGCCUGACUUGCAAACAUUUUUUGGACAGUUUUGCUUUUUUUUUGCGGGAUAAGUUGACCAAACAAAGUAGCUUAAAUAGUUAGAAUAAUAGAAUUUAUUUGUCCUGGAAAGGUCCUAUGUACAUUGUAUCUGAGCUGCGUCAUAUUAUUUGUUUGCCUUAACUUUCUUUGGGAAGUACUGGCUUGCACAUGUAGUUACAAACAGAGGUGAUAGAAUAUAAUAUUAGUUUUGAACUGUGAAGUAUGUGUGCUUAGUUGCAGUUUGCAUUUGUUGUUAGAAUCCAAUAGCAGGUGUUAGACUUAGCUUUACAUAAACCUCGUUGUAACUGAGUUUUUUUUGUUAGCAGUAAAUUACUGACAGUAUAUAGCCCUUGUGAUAAUAUUGGCCACUAAAGAUAGGAAGUUAAUGUCUUGAUAAACAGUAAUUCUAAAAUUAUUAUUAGGGUUUAGAAUUUAAAAGUUUUUUUUCAUUCUCUUGUAGAUGACCUAGGAUUAAUAGCAAAUUAAUUAUUAAUACCAUGGGUGAACCGAAAUCAUAUUGUUAGUUAUUCCUGUUUUCUGCCCUCCUGUUGAGUGUAUCAUUUUCUUUUUGUGUCAUAGUUUAAUUUCUUAAUGUUUUUUUUUGUGGGAUUAAGAGCUUAAGAGUGUCAGAUUUUUAAGGCACUUUACCCAGAUUUUUUCAACUACAGCUGUUUCAGUUUUCAUUUCUUACCUCUUAAGUAAUUCCCAGUGCAAAAUCUCUUCAUAUAAGUUCAUAACAUUUUUUAGUGUUGAUUGCAGUACUCUAGCACAUAAAUAUUUUACAUUUGUUUAACAGUGCUCCAGUGAGAAAUUAUGUUGAUAAUUAAUCAUGUUACAGUGUUCAUCAGAGACUAAAAAAAAUUCUUGACAAUUUUCUUUUGUUCUUUAAUCUUCUUUCUGUGGGGGUGAAUGAAUUAUUAAGUAAGUCUUUGCUGAGAGAAAAUAGCCCUGUAAAUAGAAAUGACUGUUUUCUGCUGAUACUAGUUAACUAAUGUUGUCAGAACAUCUCUGUUUAGAGAAUUGGCACCUAUGUUCAUAAGGCAAACAUUUUCUUUGAAAAGAAAUUUGAGGCUAACUUUUAACAGGGGUUGUAAUUCUUUUACUACAAAGUUCAUAAGCCCCUAGGCUGGUAGGUGAGUUACAUUGCUUUAAAGCCUUGAAUACUUUGUAUUACCUUGAGGAUAAUAUGACUUGAUAAUGCUUUCAAGAUGAUUUUAUUUUUCUGGGGAUUUUAAUCAAAAUUGUCUGAAUCCUGACAUCAUUAAUUUUAAGAAGUUCCCUUUUACGAGAAUCCCUCCCAAAGCUAUAUAUCUUGCAGUCAAUUUAUUUAUACAUGAGAUUGCUUAGCUACUAACUUUUAACCAUACCCCAUGUAGUACUUUCAAAGAUUGCCUACAGUGCCAUACUGAUGAAAUUUAUUUUUUUCUUCAGAAGCUAUGUACUUUAAGUAGGUUUCAUUUAUUACAUGUAUCUGGGCAAUACAAUUUCGCUGCUCAGACUAAAGAAACACAAUGUGUUAUGGUAUAUGGUAGACUUUUUGAACUAGUUAUUAAUUUUUCAAGUACAUGUAACUAUGGUUUUUUACCUUGGAUAGUGAAGGUGUUAAUGAAGAGUUAGUGCUUAGUUUUUCUUUCAUUCAGCGGUGAUGAUAAGAUAUAUAUAUUUUUGUUAUCAAAGUUAAGGUUGUGCAUUAUAAUCUUUUUCUGUUAGAUUAUUGAUGAAAAGUGCAAUAAUUGUACCUCUAUGCUACUCCUUGAAUUAUGAGUACAUUUUGUAUAUAAUAAAAUAAAAAAUAUAAUAAAUGUUUUUUUGAUAACAAAGUUAACUAUAAAAUCUUAUUUAUUAUUAAUUUUGCUUUAAAUUGUAAUAAUAAUAUUAAUAAUAAUAAUAAUAAUAAUAAUUGUUUACCCUUGGCAGUAUUUAUAGCACAAAGGCUAGUGGGGCCAAACAAAUUAGCGUCUGCAGCAAAUGAUCUAAAUAAGAUGGUGAAGAAUCCAGUUUGCUGUUUACAAGCAUGAUCAAGGAUUUGAACUCAGAACUACUGCAAACAAAUUUAGCUAGCAAUCAGGGCAGGAAUUGAACCCAGGCCUCAAGAAUGCAAGUCCUGGCCCUGGUUGUUCAAAUGCUAGAUAGUGCUAUCCACAGGAUAGAUCACUAGCCAGCAGAUAAGUAUUUAUCCAUAGGAUAGUACUAUCCAGCCUUCGAACAGCCAAGAUCAGCACUCUAACCACUCAACCAUGCUUCCUUCUUUUCCUUAUUAGGGAGAGGAACGUCAAUUGAAGCAAUGCUAGCACAGAAGAAAAAAGAAAGAAUGAUGGCCAAGAAACAGCAGCAAGCAGAUACAAGGAGCAAAAGGAUGGCUUUUAAGGAACAAUUGGAAGCUCAGUCACCAAAAGUGUAUGUGUUGAAACUCCAUCUCAGAGCUCCAAUGCAGCAUUGCAGCACAGUGUUACAUAUGACAUACUUAUCAAUAUAUUUCCUUGAAUAUGUGACUAGGUGCUUAUUUAAAUUUUUUGGCAGAAAGUGGGCGGGGGUAAGAAGAAUUAUUAGCUGUCACAAGUUCAUUCUAGAUGCGGUGACUAGAAUCACUGCAACCUAGGCUAUAUUUUUCCAUUUUUUACUAUGUGCAUUUUGCUCACCCGUGACAUUUUUAAUGUGACAUAUUUUAGUGAAGGAAGUGGACGCAGCUUCCAGACUGGAAAUGCUGCCAUAAACUCUCUGCAGGAAUGGUGUCGCCGAAGAACCAAAUAUCAUGAGGUUGGUCAAUAUUAUGUACACCAUGCUGUAACUAGUGCUGCCUUGAUUAUCCUUGAAUAUGUUGUGGAAGAUUUACAUAUUCACUUAGUAAUUACCAUAUAUAAGUGACAUUAAUUGGUGUCCUCCAUUUUUGCCGUGUUUGUUUAUAGUCUCUUUCAAUAAUAUGUCAUAUGUAGGCAAAGUUUCGCAGUAUGUUGUCGAGUGAUACAGUCGGCAAUCACAGCGACUAACAUUCUCUCUUUGGUGACUAAAAAUUCUGGUGUAGUUGCCACUUUGGUGACCAGAUUUCUAUAUGAUUUAGAUUUAAAUUAAAAGGGUAAUAUUAAAACAAACAUUUCAUCUUAUCUUGCUUUGCUUUUGUCAUAAAAAAUGUGCCAAAUCGCAUAAACAAAGCCAGUUUUCCUCCUAAUUUAUAGCAACUUCUGUCUGUGAUAUUUUCAAACAAUCAAAUCUGAUGGAUUGCGCCAUACUAGCUAUUAGCUGUGUCAUUGAUAUUAUACAAACUGGCGACGAAAAAUUUGCAUAUCAGGCGACUGUAUUUCUCCGUUUGGUUGCAAAAUGACAACUUGAGGAUUUUUUAAAUUUCGAUCAAGUCGUGGUAUAAUAAUACCAGGACUUUUAUAAUUUAUUAUUAUAAACAGGUUUUUGUCCUAUCUCUCAUUGAUCACUCUCAUUUUCUUUUACAAAUUGUCAAGUAAAGGUGUGUCCUUGCAACAUAAACUUUGAUUUUCGUAGGUCUUUAUUCUGAAUGUGUGUUUUCUUAACUUCAGAUUUUCCCGUGUUUUAUUUGUAUACAGUUUGCUGCUCAUGAGUUUAUACCAGUGAUACUUUAUAUAUAUAGUGAUUCAUUUCUGCAGAGUAAAUAAGAUAAAAAUACAUUUACCUUUAACCACAAUGGUUAAAUGUUUAUUUUAGGGAGUGGAAAUUCAGAACUUUUCCUCAAGCUGGGCCAAUGGACUUGCUAUGUGUGCUCUGUUGAAUUACUUUCUACCAGACAAGAUACCUUAUGAAACUCUCAAUCCUAGCGACAAGAGAGCAAACUGGGCUCUUGCCUUUAAAGUGGCAAAGUGAGUAUUUUAUUAUUUAUUUCUUCGAUAUAUAAUUCAUAGAAAGAUUAUUUUUGGCUCUGCUGUCACUCUGAUGUAGUUAACUUUUUCAGUCAAAAUAAGUUUGAUUGAAGUUUCUCUCUGUCGCUUCAAGUCUGUGAGUGAAAUUCUAUGAUACUGCCAUUUGAAUGAACCUCUUGUUGGCUAGGUUCACACUAGAGGAGAUUUUUACACAUUCUUGACAAAAAGAUUUAAACUUUCAUCCAUGAUUUAUUUCAUAUACAUAUAUAUAUUGGUAAAUGGCUCGACUGUAUUUUAGCAAAGGGCUAGACCUAUUCGUGGUUCAAUUGACCACAAGAUGGCAGUCCUGUCUCCAGAAAAAAAAAAUUGUCCAGAAUAAAACAGAAUAAAAAGAAUAAAAAUGUUGAUUACGAUUGGAGCUUUGGAGAUUAGAGCUCCAGAAUUAAAAAUAUUAUCCUUGAUUGGAGCUUUCAUGCUUAAUAUAAUUGUUAUUGACACGUGAAUGAAGUUUGUUUUCUGUUUAGUUUGUUUUUUAGUAUUUUGAUACUAUUUGUUCCAGUACAUGAAUCUGAAAUAAGAACAUGCCACUUCACUUGUGUAUUUUUUUAAAGUGACAACAUUGUAUCUAAAUAAAAUUAAUAUUUCCAGAUUAACUGAUUUGUAAAAAACACUUGUGAAUUUGAAUACUCUACAUGUACGUGUAAUAAACCCAGAAACCUCUAUGAAUCCAGAAAUUUCUCCUAUGGUGGUAACCCAGCCUUUGUAAUUUGUCACUUUUGAAAUGAAAGGUAUGCAAAGAUAACCAAAUCAGUGUGGGUCAGUGUUAACAUCUAUUCAUGGGGGGUGGGGUCCAGGGGAAUGCUGUAUGCUUUUGGUUUUUAGUUUGCUUCCUUGUUUUCCCUUUCCCUACCCCCCACAUUCUGUGUACUGAGGUGAGUUUUGUUUUCAAAUGACGUUUUGACAGGUGCCUAAAGAUUUUAACUUUUUAAGUUGUUUUGAUGCAUGCGAAAUUAACUCAGUUUAAUUUGCUGUUUUAGUGAAGAGGGAAUCGAGCCAUUACUGGAAUUGGAAGAUGUUAUGGCAUUAGAGAAUCCAGAACCUAAGAGUCUUAUCACCUACGUCCAUUUUAUUUAUCAACACUUUAAUGAGAAACAGCAACAGCAAAAGAAGGCAUAGAUCCUUGACUCCUGGCAAAAUAUUGACAACAUGCAUGGAAUCCAUUAUGAACUUCUUGUAAUGAGACCACUGUUAUUAGUAUCCUUUUUGAGUCAAUGCAAUCCUGAAGCCAUGAUCUCAAAAUGCAGAUAUUUCAUUUUAAUAGCUUGUAGCAAGGUAUGAAAGAGUUUGCUUUACAAAGAGACUGUAAAAUGUAGAAAUAUACAUAUGUAGUAUAGAAUUAACAUUAAAUUUGACGUCAGGGUAUGCAGAGUUUAUUUCCUUCAGCCCGACAGCCCAUCAGCAAUAACAGUAAUAUCUUGUUGAGCACCAUUACAAAGUCUGUGGGCCAACAUCAGUGAAUUAAUUGUUGGCAUAAUAUAUCCUUUCUUAAAAGCAAACCUGGUCCUUCUAAAUAAGUUAAGUUUCUCUAGUCAGUAUGGUAGCUUUUGUAUAAUUAAUUGACGCGGUGUGCCUUCUUCAUUUAACUUAUUUCAAUGGCACUUUAAGCUAAGUAAGUUUGCACCAACUACAAUUUAUCACGGUGCUUUUUGGCUUUUCAGUUUUAUCAUAAUGGGACUUGAAAUUUGUUAUUUUUUACAUAUUCAGGAAUUUUUCACUGG
Messenger RNA from Porites lobata, 16226 nucleotides. NCBI's taxonomy places the organism in Eukaryota, Metazoa, Cnidaria, Anthozoa, Scleractinia, Poritidae. The record is from the annotation of a GenBank genome assembly.